Messenger RNA from Coregonus sp. 'balchen', 3661 nucleotides. The record is from the annotation of a GenBank genome assembly. Lineage: Eukaryota; Metazoa; Chordata; Actinopteri; Salmoniformes; Salmonidae.
CAUCCGGAUUCCAGUCGAGAUGGUCAUGGCGGAGGGUGCAGCUGUUAUGAGGAGGAAUCGACCAGGGACUAAAGAAAAGGUACCAGAUUUUAGCAACAUGGUUUAAUUUGAUAUAGUGUGGCGGUAUGCUCAAUGCUCUUGUCUUGCAUUUUACUUGGGCACAUUUGUACCUUUCCUUGACGCCCCGUUUGUCAGCUGUUGGCUUAGUUAACUAGCUAACUUAGCGAGCUACAUACAGCCAGCUGGCUAACCAGUCAAAGUCAGAAGCUAUAAGAAAUGGGUUGGUAAUAGCUAUCAAACGGUGCCUGUUUGUAUUGUCAAUUGUCUGAAGUUAUCUGAAAAUCGAAUCUACAGUUAGCUAACUAUCUAGUAGCUAGCUACCUAGCUCUUAAUCAUGACUAUCAGUGCUAUUACAUUACACAAGUCACUGGACGAAGGCGUCUUCUGUAGGUGGGUGUUUUGUUAAGAGCCGCGACACUCGGUCUGAACAUCAACACGCAUCGUUUGCAGUACGAUUUUGGAAACGUAAGGACCUUAUCUUUCAUAUCGGCGAGAAAUACUGUUUAAAAAAAAGAAGGUUAAAAUGAUUCACACCUUUAAAAGGUUAGGGUACCCACAUGGCCAUAUUUCCAUGUUACAGCGCUUGUUAAGGUCUCUACCUGUGCUAAUUAGCUAUCUCGGCGUCUCUGAACACCUGUGUGUAAACUGAAGACAGGUCACAAAAAAUACUGUCCAUUGCAACUGUGUUAAAACCGGUUGAAGCAGUGGUGGCUGGUGGGAGGAGCUAUAUGAGGACGGGCUCAUUGUAAUGGCUGGAAUUGAACGGCAUCAAACAUAUGGAAACCACAUUUGACUCUGUUCCAUAAAUUCCAUUCCAGCCAUUACAAUGAGCCCAUCCUCAUAUAGCUCCUCCCACCAGCCGCCACUGGUGUACAGUAAGCAUGUAUUUUGCAUUUGUGAAAUUAUUUUGAUGUGACAUGAAAGUAGAGGGAUUUAUGUUUCACGUUUCUAGAACCGUACCGCAAUUGAGAAUGGAUUCACUUUUAGAUGGAGUAUUUGGUUUUUGCUUCCAGAGCCAAUUCGCCCUUUAAACAGAACAUGUAAGGUCCUUGGACUAUAAGGAAUAAAGUUAGGCUUCUUUAGUCCAAUAUUGGGCAAGUAGCUACCUAGUCAUUUACCAGACAGAGAGAAGCUAGCUAGCUAGGUCUUUUUGUCAGCAGAAUCAGUGCAGUUAGUUUGCCCUGCUGAGUUUCUUGUGUGUGCCCACAGGACUUCUACAACUGGCCCGAUGAGUCAUUCGAGGAGAUGGACAGCACACUGGCUGUGCAGCAGGUGAGAGUCAGAUGUCUCCAUUUUAAUGUUUGAAAUAUCUUACUGUUUGAGUCAUUUGAAUGAGGAGACACCGUGGUUCAUUGGAUAAGUCCAAUCAGGCAUUCGACUAGCUAGUGUUGAUCUGUAUGGGCAGCUCUCUGUAAGAUUCUCCAGUAUGGAUUGAGCAGUUGCAUAUAGCUAAUAUAUCAGAAAAAAAUGUAUGGCUAUUCUGCCAUUUGAGUUGCUGAGGUAGAAUGGCUUAGUCGGGUUUUGUAUUUAAUACAGUACUGUUUCUAUCUAAAGUCUAUGUUUGUGGUUCUUCUCAGUACAUCCAACAGAACAUCCGCACAGACUGCUCCAACAUGGACAAGAUCCUGGAGCCCCCAGAGGGCCAGGACGAAGGUGUCUGGAAGUACGAACACCUCAGGUAGUAGCUGACGUUUACCACUUAGAAGAAAGUCAUGUGGCUAUCCAAAAUGUGUACUGGUGCUGAAAACAAAUCCUUCUUUUAACAUUUAGUCCUGUCUCUUGUUCUCCGUUUUAGGCAGUUCUGUUUGGAGCUGAAUGGACUUGCUGUGAAACUACAGGUAUGCCCUUACAAUUGACCACAUAGCUCUUCAGGAAGAUCAUGUUCAACAUCCAUUCUUCUCACACUGUGUUUGUUGGAGUGGUAACUUCUAUGAAGUCUGUUACUAACAUGUACUCUGUCUUCCCACAGGGAGAAUGCCACCCAGACACAUGCACCCAGAUGACGGCAACAGAGCAGUGGAUCUUCCUCUGUGCUGCACACAAGACUCCCAAAGAGGUAAUGUCCACUCUGCCCACAGCAUUUGUAGAGGUGGAUCCCUCAUCCAGUUCUUAACCCCUUUCCCUGGUAUAAGAAUAUAAUAAUAAUAUAUACCAUUUAGCAGACACUUUUAUCCAAAGCGACUUAGUCAUGUAUACAUUUUUCGUUUUCAAGUAAGCAUUUUGUUGGACUGUGUAUACCAGUGUAUCCUGUACAUAUGACAAAUAGACAAACUUGUAACUUGGGUGGCCCCAGUGGGAAUCCAACCCACGACCCUUGGCGUUGCAAGCACCAUGCUCUACCCACUGAGCCACACAGGACUACGAGAUAGUCACAUUCACCAUGCCAGAACUAAUAACAACAUUAUACUCAUUAUUGUAUCAUGGCUGGUACUCAAGCCUGUUGUUCUGUUUGCAGUGUCCAGCCAUCGACUACACCAGACACACCCUGGACGGAGCCGCCUGCCUCCUCAACAGUAACAAGUACUUCCCUAGCAGGUAACAACUGUUUACUAUGUUCCUAUGUGUCCUGUGACAUUUCACUUUCUCAUUAACCCCCAGCACCCUUCGCACAGAAAUCAGAAGAAUUUGUUAUCGAACACCGUUUCAUCCAAAUGUUCAUUCGCAUCAGACUGAUUUAUGCACCUACCUACAUUUGCUGUAAGCGUUGUAAUAAAGUUUCAGUCUAUAGACUUGUAAUCUGAUUUGGUCUCUGUUCUAUGGUAGAGUGAGCAUUAAAGAAUCCUCAGUAGGGAAACUGGGUUCAGUUUGUCGGCGGAUCUACAGGAUCUUCUCCCAUGCUUACUUCCACCAUCGUCAGAUCUUUGACAAGUAUGAGGUAAGCAGUGAGAUUCCAUUUUCUAGGACUGUCUUUAUUCCUGUGAAUAGUGUAUUGUAAUUACACAUGUACUUAAAGCACUAACCCUAACAUAGCCCUAAGGCUGGAAUUCAAUCUGAUCCCGCGCUGUCCAAUGUUCCAGCGGUUGCGGAGAUCGCAUUCACGGUUAAUGCUGCGUAUGUCGGCUCAAUGGGAAAUUACCUUUACAUGUUAAGCGUGCUACAAUGCGUGAUCAGAUUGAAUCCCAUCCUAACUGUUACCCCAACAGGUUUCACAUAGAUUCAGCUGUGAUUGUGAUGAUACUUGACUCUGGUGUAUUGAUUACAUUUUACAUUUACAUUUUAGUCAUUUAGCAGACGCUCUUAUCCAGAGCGACUUACAGUUAGUGAGUGCAUACAUUUUUUUUUUUCAUACUGGUCCCCCGUGGGAAACGAACGCACAACCCUGGCGUUGCAAACGCCAUGCUCUACCAACUGAGCUACAUGGGACUGUAGCUACCAGUGAUUACAGUUUAACUAGCAUUGGGUUUAGAAACGUUAAGGUUGUUUAGGAUUUUAUAAAAACUCAAGCGAAUGCUCUUGCCCUCUCCAGAACGAGACAUUCCUGUGCCAUCGGUUCACGCGCUUCGUGAUGAAGUACAACCUGAUGUCCAAGGACAACCUGAUUGUACCCAUCAUGGAGGAUGAGACUAACCCUAAUGAAGCAGAGGGCGAGAGCGACGCCUGA